UUAUAAUGGUCAUUCUCUCUCCUUUUUUCUAUGUCUUCUUUCUACUGUUACCUUUAAAAAUGCACUUUUUUUAUUCAAGAGAGGGAUGGAAUUUUUGUGAGGAAUUUUCUUUUUGGUUUUUGAUUAUUGACUCAUCUAGGGAUUAUUUAGUGUUUAAAUUGGGGAGGGAAUUCCUUUCAUUUUAAUUCACAUUUUUGAAAUUUCAGAAAAAAAUUUUUAAUUUAACUAUUUUUGGCAUAAUGUUUAUGUAGGCGGAAUUUGGGAAUUUCGAAUUUGGGAAUUUAUUUUUUAUAAUGGCAGGAUCCUUGUUUUCCAAGGGUGUGCUCUUUCGCUUUUUAAAAUCUGUAAUUUUGGACUCAUAAUUUUCGG
Molecule: messenger RNA, 369 nt
Organism: Meloidogyne enterolobii
Lineage: Eukaryota; Metazoa; Nematoda; Chromadorea; Rhabditida; Meloidogynidae
Source: the annotation of a GenBank genome assembly